AAGCUUCAAAAAGGACAUCUUUCAUUUGGAUGGGAAGUCAAUCUACAUAGUAAUAUGGAGGCACAAAUUCAUCAACUUGAGCAGGAAGCAUAUACCGCUGUUUUGAGGGCUUUUAAAGCGCAGUCUGAUGCGAUCUCUUGGGACAAAGAAAGCUUGAUAACAGAAUUGCGUAAAGAGCUUAGAGUAUCUGAUGACGAACACCGAGAGCUUCUGAGCAGGGUCAAUAAGGACGACACUAUCCAAAGGAUAAGAGAUUGGAGACAGGGAGGCGGAGCCCAAGUUCCUCCUAGACAUGCAGCUAUUCAGGGCUUUGAUGUUAUUCCUAGUCCAACCUUCUCAGCUUCCCGAAAGAAACAGAAGACAUUCCAAUCUUAUCAUCCAUCAAUUGGUGUGACUGGAAAUAGGUCAUUCAAUAAUCGUGUGGUAACCGGUGGCAUAGCAGGAAAUGAUUCGGCUGAUGCUCUAAUUGGAAGAAAAGUGUGGACAAAAUGGCCUGAAGACAACCACUUCUAUGAAGCAGUUAUAACCCAGUACAACGCAGCCGAGGGUCGGCAUGCUUUGGUGUAUGAUUUACACGCAGCAAAUGAAACGUGGGAAUGGGUUGAUCUCAAGGAGAUUCCACCGGAAGAUAUAAGGUGGGAUGGGGAGGAGAGUGGGAUAGCUUUAAACGUCGGACAUGGAGGCGGAUCGACCCGUGGCAACCGAAGAAGCCAGAGCCAUAUUGGUAGAGGGAGAGGACCAAGAAUUCAUCAACCGAGAAGAGAACUUUUACCACCGUCAACACAACAGAAUGGUGGUGCUGGUGGUGGUCGGAGAACUUCCUCUGAUGAUAUUGAAUUGUUCAACACAGACUCGCUUGUGAAGGAGGUGGAGAAAGUUUUCGAUUCUACGCAUCCUGAUCCUCUUGAGCUUGAUAAGGCCAAGAAAAUGCUCAAGGAACAUGAGCAGUCGCUUAUGGCUGCCAUUGCAAGGCUUGCUGAUACUUCUGAUGGCGAAAUGGGUAAUAAUAACAAAAGCAAGGCUUCGUUUUGUUUGCAUUCACAGAAUAAUAUUUUAUUUACCAUUCAAUUCUUUCUUCUUAUGAUAAUAUCAAGGAUCGUUACAAACGUAAUCUUACAAGAAAACUGUCAUCACACACACUUCGCUCAUCUUAUGGAGAUCCACCAUAUUCGCAUGACCAUCCUAUGCCACAGGGAUGAUGGAGAAAGCUGUCCGUAA
This is a messenger RNA of Thlaspi arvense, 1218 nucleotides long. The record is from the annotation of a GenBank genome assembly. Lineage: Eukaryota; Viridiplantae; Streptophyta; Magnoliopsida; Brassicales; Brassicaceae.